CGCCAUGGUGAAGGAGACCCUGUAUUAUGAUGUGCUGGGAGUGAAGCCCAGUGCCUCUGCUGAGGAGCUGAAGAAGGCGUACCGUAAGCUGGCCUUAAAAUAUCACCCUGAUAAGAACCCCAAUGAGGGUGAGAAGGAUUGGGAUCUGAGGCUUAAUGUAUAUCUUUCACAGUUCAAACAGAUUUCCCAAGCCUAUGAGAUACUGUCUGACCAGAAGAAGAGAGAUCUGUAUGAUAAAGGUGGUGAGCAGGCCAUCAAAGAGGGUGGCUCCAGUAGUAGUUUUGGGUCACCCAUGGACAUAUUUGAUUUGUUCUUUGGAGGUGGUGGGAGGAUGCAAAGGGAGAGACGAGGCAAAAAUGUUGUUCAUCAGUUGUCGAUAAGCUUAGAAGAUCUGUAUAACGGUGCAACAAGAAAGCUGGCUUUGCAAAAGAAUGUGAUCUGUGACAAAUGUGAAGGUCGUGGCGGUAAGAAGGGUGCAAUAGAAUGCUGUCCUAAUUGCAGAGGCACAGGCAUGCAAAUCAGAAUUCACCAGAUUGGUCCAGGAAUGGUGCAACAGAUUCAGUCUGUAUGUAUGGAGUGUCAGGGGCAUGGGGAGCGUAUCAGUCCCAAGGACCGGUGCAAGAGCUGCACUGGCAGAAAAAUUGUUAGAGAGAAGAAGAUUCUAGAAGUUCACAUUGACAAAGGAAUGAAGGAUGGUCAGAAAAUAACAUUCCAUGGUGAAGGGGACCAAGAGCCAGGACUAGAGCCAGGGGACAUAAUUAUCGUCUUAGAUCAAAAAGAUCACCCUACACUUACAAGGCGAGGGGAAGACCUUGUUAUGUGCAUGGAUAUACAGCUGGUUGAAGCACUGUGUGGCUUUCAAAAACCUAUCACAACACUGGAUAAUAGAACUAUAAUUAUUACUUCUCAUCCUGGCCAGACUGUCAAACAUGGGGAUAUUAAAUGUGUGCUGAAUGAAGGCAUGCCAAUAUAUCGUAAGCCAUAUGAAAAAGGACGUCUAAUCAUAGAGUUCAAGGUGAACUUCCCAGGUAGUGGCUUCCUCUCCUCAGAUAAGUUGUAUUUGCUGGAAAAACUGCUACCUGCAAGGCAGGAAGUAGAAGAAACUGAGGAAAUGGAACAAAUGGAUUUAAUGGACUUUGAUCCAGCUCAAGACAGAAGACAUUGCUAUAAUGGAGAAGCCUAUGAAGAUGAGCACCACCUUGGAGGUGGUGUUCAAUGUCAGACUUCUUAAAAGGGCCAGUUAAUAACCACUGUGAUGCCACUUUAUAUGCGUCAGUAGACAAGUGAAGGACUACAGGUGAUUCACCCUCACUUCCUGAUAUUUUUGUUGUUGUUGUUGCUGUUAAAUUCAGCUAUAGUUCAUUCUAAAAGCAUAAAGAAAUUAAAGUGGUAAUAUGAAAACUGACUUUGCAAUUUGUAUAAAGCUCCAGGAUGCAAGUGCAGAUCAAGUUGAUCAUAAACACUGUCUGUCAGACAAGCAGUCUGGAAUAGUUUUCUUGACUAAAUCUGCAAUUCUUGUAUCUGUGUUCAAGUGCCUGGUCUUAGACUAAGGUUCUGUAGCGUUCUUGAUGCUCUGUAGAGCUGCGGUUUACUGAAGGAUGCACAAGUAUUUCUAAUUCAUGUGAAGAUAUAUCUACAGUUUUUGGAUUUGCACUGCUGUUUGUCAAAUCAGAACUUGCUCUAUAAUGCAAAUGUGUAAUAUGUGAACCUGACACAAAUUUGUUUAAUUUUUUUCAUGUCCAUUAAACUUGUGUGAUUUAC
Molecule: messenger RNA, 1761 nt
Organism: Gymnogyps californianus (California condor)
Lineage: Eukaryota; Metazoa; Chordata; Aves; Accipitriformes; Cathartidae
Product: dnaJ homolog subfamily A member 1-like
Exons: 8
Coding region: 5-1231 (408 amino acids)
Biological process (GO): protein refolding; response to heat
Cellular component (GO): cytoplasm; cytosol
Molecular function (GO): ATP binding; Hsp70 protein binding
Source: RefSeq, a predicted model, not a curated record